AUGGCUAAAGGAUCCCAACUAUCGCAAUUAAAAGCGGCCAUCUCGCAAUCUGGCAUCGUAAAGCCGCCACAGAAUGGUAAGAAACGGAAACGUGCGCAGAACGAGGAAAAGGACAAGGAACGACGUGCCGCAAAGUUACAGGAGAUCCAGCAGAAGUUCAAUCCUUUCGACGUCAAAGUCACGAAGCUCAAGCACGAUGUCGGUGGCAGAAAGCUGAAAGGUGUCGUCGGAAAGCCGGCACAGAGCAAGCAGGCUGGGAUCGAGCAGCGCAAAAAAACUCUGUUGAAAGAGUUUGAGGAAAAGGAUCGUGCGGGUGGAAUUGUUGACCGACGAUUCGGUGAAAAUGAUCCCACCAUGACGCCGGAAGAGCGUAUGCUUGAGCGAUUUACAAAGGAGAGGCAACGUUCUUCUAAAGGCGUUGCAUUCAACCUCGACGACGAGGACGAGCUCACCCAUUACGGCCAAAGCUUGUCCAAGCUAGAUGACUUUGACAAUACAGGGUUGACUCUUGAUGAUGAGGAGGAUGAAGGUGCCACAGGUCAAAUUGACAGUCAGACCGUGAACCGAGCACAUUUCGGUGGAUUUGACGAAGAAGACGAAGACGAAGAUGGACCUGAAAGAAAGAAGUCAAAAGCCGAAGUUAUGUCUGAAGUCAUUGCUAAGAGUAAGGAGCAUAAGGCUCAACGGCAAAUGGACAAGGAGAAAGACGAGAACAUUCGUCAUGAACUCGACCAAGAGCUUGACUCCAUUCGUUCCCUUCUCAUGGCUCCAGAUCCUCUAUCAGCCGCUCUCGAACGACCCAUACCCUUAAAAGAAGCCGCAUCAGACGCGAAGCAAAAUCAUGACUUGGAAUACGAUCAGUAUGUCCGCGAAUUGGUGUUCGACAAGCGUGCCAAGCCUAAAGACCGCACGAAGACCGAGGAGGAGUUGGCAGUCCAAGAGAAGGAGGCUUUGGAGAAGGCUGAGCGGAAGAGGUUGCGGAGGAUGCGUGGAGAUGACGAGGAAGAGAGCGACGAGGAAGGGAGGGGUAAACGGAAGCGGGCGAGAGGUGGAGAUGACUUGGAGGAUGAUUUCAUGGACGAAGACGGAGACUUGGGGGGUCUAGGUGCGGGUCUAGGAGCGGGCGUCGGGGCAGACGACGAUGAAGCGCAGGAUGACGAGGAAGAAGAAGAAGAAGAAGAAGAAGAAGAUGAUGAUGAAGAUGAUGAGGAUGAGGAUGAGGAAAGUGGCAGCGAAGAGGAUGAGGAUGGUAGUGGCUCUGAGGGGUCUGACGAUUUGGAUGAGGCAGCUGGUUCGGAAGGCGAACAGGCAGACCUCAUUUCGGUAAAAUCAUCAAAAGCAAAAAAGGUCGCAUCGACUUCUAAACGAAAGGAAUUACCCUUCACCUUCCCCUGGCCAUCGUCACACGAAGAGUUUUUGGAUAUCAUCGAGGACAUUGAGGAUAGCGAUGUACCUACGGUCGUGCAGCGGAUACGAGCCUUGUACCACCCAAGUUUAGGUGUCGACAACAAGUUCAAGUUACAGGGUUUCGCAGGCGUCCUAAUCGACCACAUUCUCUAUCUGGCGUCACCACCCACUCCUCGAUUUUCCUCCAUCUCCAGCAUUACUCCUCAUCUAUUUGCCUUGACAAAAACAUACCCUAUCCAGUCGGCCGAACAUUUCAACGCCAAACUCUCGUUGAUGCAGAAAAACCUUAGACAUGGACUGUCUCAAGGCACCGACUCUACAACAGCAAAGACAUGGCCUGGCUUGCCAGAGCUCGCGCUGCUUCGAAUUGCAGGAGCUCUCUGGCCUACAAGCGAUAUGAACCACGCCGUUGUUACUCCUACUCGACUGCUUAUGGGCUCGUACCUCGGUCUCUGUCGCGUGCGAUCAAUACAAGAUAUCGCAUCCGGUCUUUUCCUCUGCACCCUAUUCCUACAGUUCGAGGAGUUAUCGAAACGUUUUGUCCCAGAGGCCGUCACCUUCGCAAUCAACACCGUCUUACAUCUAGCUCCUCACAAUUACCACGACGCUGCAUCAUUACCUGGAUCUUUCCCCACACCAGAUUUCAAGUCUGAGCGUUCGACUGCUCUCUCCUUGGACACGAAGAAGGCGAAACAGCUCACUGUCGGCUCGCCUGACCUUCCUCGAAUUCUGGCGGGAGCAUCCAGCGACGAACAGUCCAAGCUCAACCUGCUCUCGCUCGCACUCGACCUGCUCUGCCGAUUCGCUGAGAUGUACAAAGAUCUGGACGCCUUCGUCGAGUUGUAUGACCCGAUUCUCCAGGUAUUGGAAAACGUCAAGGCAAAGAAACUAUGCGACGACCUACAGACCCAGCUCUCUCAGAAAACGGACAUGCUUCGCCGUCUCCUCAAGUUCUCCCGUCAAGCCCGCCAGCCUCUCCUCCUCCAAGCUCACAAACGCAUCCCCAUCCCCUCCUUCAUUCCCAAAUUCGAAUCCUCCUCUUCAUCCUACCUCCGUGCUCGCGAUCCGGACUUCGAGAAGAACGAGGCCUCGAAGCUUCGGAAGCAGUACAAGGAGGAGAGGAAGGGCGCGAUCAGAGAGUUGCGGAAGGAUUCGCGGUUCCUUGCGGGCGUGGAGCAGAAGAAGCAGCAGGAGAAGGAUCAGGCAUAUAAUAUGCGCAUGAAGAGGGUGUAUGGGGGUAUUGAAGGGGAGAGGGCGGAGGAGAAGGCUUUGGAGAGGGAGAAAGCGAGGGAUAAGCGGAGAGCGGGUAGAAAGUGA
Molecule: messenger RNA, 2724 nt
Organism: Stereum hirsutum FP-91666 SS1
Lineage: Eukaryota; Fungi; Basidiomycota; Agaricomycetes; Russulales; Stereaceae
Product: Nop14-like protein
Exons: 7
Coding region: 1-2724 (907 amino acids)
Biological process (GO): maturation of SSU-rRNA
Cellular component (GO): nucleolus; Noc4p-Nop14p complex; small-subunit processome
Source: RefSeq, a predicted model, not a curated record